GUUCAGCGCGCGUGUUGCUGAUUUUUGCGAGUUUCACGGCACAACUUUCACAGGUCUGGGGAUCAGGUGUGCCGAUGAUGUCAUCAGCAGAGGACCAGCUGUGUCUGAACAUCAGCAGUAGUUUGUCCUCCUCUUCAUCGCUCAGGAGGAAGGCUGUGAGUGCUUCGCAGAGAUGGGCCAGAAAAAAGCAGAGAGCGGAGAAGAGGAGGUUCAGCUCCUCAGAGGAGGAGGAGAAGAAGAGAAGCUCCUUCAAACAGAGGAGACUGCGGCUCAGUGAAGAGGAGGAGGAGACGCAGACUGAAGCUCCUCCUCCUGUAGGUGCUCAGCCUGAGCAGACAGACAGGACACCACAGAAGAAGAGCAAGGAGAAGGAUGGAAUAAAGGAAACGGGAAGAAGUAGCAUCAAGACCUCCUCUCUGUUCAAACACAAUCCAGAGAUCCCAGAGAUCCACAGACCUGCUGUCUCUCAGUUAAAGGAGAAGAUUUUCACCAGUGACUCGUUUUCAGACCUGGACCUUCACCCACACCUGGUGGCAACACUGAACAAAGUCCUGAAUGUUUCCACAGUGACCAGUGUUCAGAAACAGACUUUUCCAGUCCUUCUGUCAGGACGAGAUGCUGUCGUUCGGUCUCAGACAGGAUCAGGUAAGACUCUGUCUUAUGCUGUCCCCAUGGUCCAGAGUCUUCAGGCGGUUCAGCCAAAGAUCAGCAGGUCUGACGGUCCUCUGGCUGUUGUCAUCGUCCCCACCAGAGAGCUGGCCCAGCAGACGUUUCAGACCUUCCAGAAGCUUCUGAAGCCGUUUACCUGGAUCGUCCCAGGUGUCCUGAUGGGAGGAGAGAAGAGGAAAGCAGAGAAGGCCAGGCUACGUAAAGGCAUCAACAUCCUGGUUUCAACUCCUGGACGUCUCGUGGAUCACAUCAACAACACCCUGAGUAUCGCCUUCAGUGCUGUUCGCUGGCUGAUUCUGGACGAGGCCGACCGGACGUUGGACUUGGGUUUUGAGAAGGACCUGACCGUCAUAUUAAACAGUCUGAACUCUACCGGGCCGAGCAGACAGACCGUCCUGCUGUCUGCGACGUUGACUCGUGGUGUGACUCGGUUGGCAGAUGUUUGUCUUAACGACCCGGUCAGCAUCCAUGUGUCUGGCCCCGCCUCCUCUGACCUCACCACCUGCCUGACUCUGACCUCUGACCCCGGCACGGCCGGCCAAUCGGAGAGCUUUGCUGUACCGGAGUCUCUGAAGCAGUUUGUGGUGGUGGUUCCCAGUAAGAUCAGGCUUGUCUGUCUGGCUGCUUUCAUACUGGACAAAUGCAAGUUUUCUCAGAACAACAAACUCAUCGUCUUCAUCUCGAGCUGCGAGGCCGUGGAGUUCCUGCACUCUCUCUUCACCUCCGUCCUCUCCGGGCCCUCGACCAAUCAUAAGCCUCAGCUCAGCUUCCUGCGUCUCCAUGGCAACAUGAAGCAGGAGGAGCGCUCAGAGGUCUUCCAGCAGUUCUCAGCAUCCAGAUCUGGAGUCCUGCUCUGUACUGAUGUAGCAGCCAGAGGUCUGGACCUUCCUCAGGUCACCUGGAUCGUUCAGUACACUCCUCCGACAGCAGCAGCAGAGUACGUUCAUCGUGUCGGUCGGACGGCUCGUAUUGGAGGAAGAGGAAGCAGUCUCAUCUUCCUCACUCCUGCUGAGACGGCCUUCAUCAACGAGCUGGCCAAUCACAACAUCAGCCUAUCAGACAUGAAGCUGCAGGAUAUCCUGUCCAGUCUGAUGAUUGACGACACCUACAAGGGGAGGGGCAAAUACCACAGCAAGAGUUCGUCUAAAGCUCUGGAGCAGGAGACCAGAGAGCGAGCGACGGUCCUGCAGACGGAGUUUGAGAACUUUGUUCACUCAGACGUUCAGUUAGUACAAACCGCCAAGAAAGCACUGCAGUCCUUCCUGCGGGCAUACACCACCUACCCCACCCACCUCAAACACAUCUUCCACAUCCGCUCCCUCCACCUGGGACACACCGCCAAGAGCUUCGGCCUCAGAGACGCCCCGCAGGGCCUGAGCGCCGCCACGGGUCCCUCGGGCCGCGGCGCCAAGAACCCCAACCACAACAAGAACAACAAUAAGAACCAGAACCAGGACAGGACUACAGUCAAGGUCCAGAACAAGGUGCCCGGCAGCCAGACCGCAGCACAGGGCAGACCGGGACAAAAGAGGUUUUCACAGAGGGAGGUCGGCCUGCUCCUCUCGGAGUUCUCCAGCGGGUUGGAGGGAGGAGACGCCAAGAGGAAGAAAAAGCAGAAGGUGACGUUUGGUCGAUCAGGAGAGGAGGAGGAGGAGGAGAAAUGAGGAGGUGACGGCGCUGCGAGAAAGACGUCAGUCGGCCACUCGACAAUCGAUCCCAAUCAGAUCCAUCGAUCACAUUUCACAACAGUGAUGAUGUCAUCACUUUCAGGUGUUCACAGGUGGCAGCAGUGACCUGUUCAGACAGCAGACACUGAGGUCUCUGUGUAGGACGUCUGCAGCAGAUUACACAGAUUACACUGAUAACAGAUUACACAGAUAACAGAUUACAGAUUACACAUAUAACAGAUUACAGAUUACACAGAUUACAGAUU
This is a messenger RNA of Chelmon rostratus (copperband butterflyfish), 2602 nucleotides long. It is a transcript of the gene ddx31, whose product is annotated as DEAD (Asp-Glu-Ala-Asp) box polypeptide 31. The transcript has 21 exons. Lineage: Eukaryota; Metazoa; Chordata; Actinopteri; Chaetodontiformes; Chaetodontidae. The record is from RefSeq and is a predicted model, not a curated record. The coding region runs from base 75 to 2333 and encodes 752 amino acids. Gene Ontology annotation, molecular function: nucleic acid binding; RNA helicase activity; ATP binding. Gene Ontology annotation, cellular component: nucleus. Gene Ontology annotation, biological process: ribosome biogenesis.